AUGUCCCUUGCAUCCAACGACGAUCAACAAAAGGUCAAGAUGACUUUUCAAGGUCACGAUUGGCGCUCUACGAUGGACCUCUCCUCCGACGAAGCUCUAGCGGUAUGGAAUUUCAUACACAAUCGGACGCGCUUGAUGGGCUCAGCAGCUCCGACAAGCAGCUCGAGUCCUGGAAUAUUGGUGAGGUGUGACGAGACGUGUUUUGCGGAGCGAGAGAUCGAAUCUGAAGCGAUGCUGCAUUUCAGGCUAUCGAAGCUGGCCCAUGCCCUUCCGGGCCUCUUCCAGCACAUCCGGGACCUGCACGCCCAGCAUUCACCAGCACCGCUUCCACCCUGCCGCACGCUUCGAAAGCCUGUCCGAUUAGUGAUGCGCACCCCAAGCCCAAGCCUUUGAAGAGGACGGUUCCAAGCCACUCGCGCAUGACCAAGAAACAAAAAAAGGCACAGAAGUUGAGCGCUCAGUCUCAGCCAGGUGAGUAGCAAGGAGGUGACAGCGUGGAUCGGUGAUGAAAGACUGCUGAGCUUGAGCGAGGCAAACAACUCACUAGCGGCCACUGCAUUGGGUUUUCUUUUCCCUCCUUGCAAGACACUCUGGCAAGGCCGUCUUCCGGAACACUCUGCUUGA
Messenger RNA from Ceraceosorus bombacis, 624 nucleotides. Lineage: Eukaryota; Fungi; Basidiomycota; Exobasidiomycetes; Ceraceosorales; Ceraceosoraceae. The record is from the annotation of a GenBank genome assembly.